Molecule: messenger RNA, 108 nt
Organism: Fusarium pseudograminearum CS3096
Lineage: Eukaryota; Fungi; Ascomycota; Sordariomycetes; Hypocreales; Nectriaceae
Exons: 2
Coding region: 1-108 (35 amino acids)
Source: RefSeq, a predicted model, not a curated record
AUGUACGGAUACGACUCGGUAACUUUGGUACCUCGCAGCCUUACAGCAUCCCCCUCAAGCGUCAAGGGCCCUGCAUGGCCUCAAGAAAUGCACCAUGAACUUGUCUAG